This is a messenger RNA of Closterium sp. Yama58-4, 2172 nucleotides long. NCBI's taxonomy places the organism in Eukaryota, Viridiplantae, Streptophyta, Zygnematophyceae, Desmidiales, Closteriaceae. The record is from the annotation of a GenBank genome assembly.
AUGUUUGCGGAGUUGAAAACGUUUUCAAGCAUUGCCAGUAACAAUGGAAUCGACAUCGCGCCGUCGAACGCGAUCCGCAGCACGCUCGGCGCGGUCGAAAUGGCGGCGCUGGAAGGCAAGCUGCAGCUGCUGCAGAUCCAGCGAGAGCUCUCAGCCGUCCGAUGCCAAGGCUUCAUUGAGAUGAUCCAAUCCUCGCUGCUCGCCAAGCAAGAAGAAGCAGCCGCCAAAUCCGCCGUUAAAUCCGCAGUGAAAUCGGGUGCGAGAUCAUCUGGCGGCGGAGACGCCGUACCUGACGGCGGCAUUGGCGCUGAUCCGAGGCUGGCGAGGAACAGCAUCGAGCCGCUGAUUUUAUCGCGGCGCCAAUCGCGGCAGCUUUUCCGGCAUAUGUCGCUGGACCUUCAUCCAACGGCCGGCAACCAAACCUGGAGAGAAGAUCUUAGCUUUUACGACGAGCCCACGUCGUGCUCUCCACGCGUGCAGGGCCAUGGCGGAAACGCCGCUUCUCACGGUAGCCCUUCCCGGUUGCGCGGUUCCCCGCGACACAGAUCCCCGCGCCACGCUUCCGCGCGCGCGCAUACUGGCGCAUGCGCUUCUCCCCGCGCCCUUCCGCAGUCGCCUGCUCUUCCUCGGCCCGGAUCUCCGCUCAUUGCUGCGCCGGGCGCGCGUCAGCUUCCGCUUACUCCGCGCACGUCAUCCGCCGCUUCCCCCCGAGUUGCUGCGCUUGCGAAUUCAUCCCUGCGGAGGCAUCCACCCGCCCAUUCUGCCGUCCCGUCGUCCUCCCGUUCCGUUGCGCUCAUCGUCGCCCAUCCUGUCGCCCACCUCUCUCCCAUCCCGUCGCUCCCCUCGUCGCCCUCGCCAACGCCCCGAAACUCCCUCCCGUCGCGCAUCCUCUCUCCCAUCCCAUCGCCCCCCUCGUCGCCCUCGCCAACGAAUCAAAACUCCCUCCCGUCGCCCACCUCUCUCCCAUCCCGUCGCUCCCCUCGUCGCCCUUGCCAACGCCUCGAAACUCCCUCCCGUCGCCCACCCCUCUCCCAUCUCGUCGCCCCCCUCGUCGCCCUCGCCAACGCCCCGAAACUCCCUCCGUACGCGCAUCCUCUCUCCCAUCCCGUCGCUCCCCUCGUCGCCCUCGCCAACGCCCCGAAACUCCCUCCCGUCGCGCAUCCUCUCUCCCAUCCCAUCGCUCCCCUCGUCCCCCGUUUCAAACGCCUCAAAACUCCCUCCCGUCGCCCACCUCUCUCCCAUCCCGUCGCUCCCCUCGUCGCCCUCGCCAACGCCUCGAAACUCCCUCCCGUCGCCCACCCCUCUCCCAUCUCGUCGCUCCCCUCGUCGCCCUCGCCAACGCCCCGAAACUCCCUCCGUACGCGCAUCCUCUCUCCCAUCCCGUCGCUCCCCUCGUCGCCCUCGCCAACGCCCCGAAACUUCCUCCCGUCGCGCAUCCUCUCUCCCAUCCCAUCGCUCCCCUCGUCCCCCGUUUCAAACGCCUCAAAACUCCCUCCCGUCGCCCACCUCUCUCCCAUCCCGUCGCUCCCCUCGUCGCCCUCGCCAACUCCCCGAAACUCCCUCCCGUCGCCCUUGCUCUCUCUCCGUAGCCCAUGCUCUCUCUCCAUCGCCCUUGCUCUCUCUCCGUCGCCCUUGCUCUCUCUCCGUCGCCCUUGCUUUCUCUCCGUCGCCCUUGCUCUCUCUCCGUCGCCCUUGCUCUCUCUCCGUCGCCCUUGCCCUCUCUCCGUCGCCCCUGCUCUCUCUCCGUCGCCCUUGCUCUCUCUGCGUCGCCAUUUCUCUCUCCCGUCGCGUGUUCUCUCUCCCGUCGCCCUUUCUCUCUCCCGUUGCCCUUUCUCUCUCUCGUUGCCCUUCCACCCUCCCGUUACCCUUCCUCUCUCCCGUCGCCUAUCCUCUCCCCCGUCGCCCUUUCUCUCUCCCGGCGCCCUUGCUCUCUCCCGAUUCCUAUCCUCUCUCCCCUCCUCUCACGUUGCCCUCGAUGCAGUCGUCACCUUUCCUCUCUCCCCUCCCGUCACCCACCUCGGCGCUUUCGCGCUCGGCCCGAAAUGCCUGCAAGUCGCCCUUUGUUUUUCCCCUCCCAUCUCCCAACACCCUACCGUUCCGCACGUUUCGCUGUAUCAGCGCUCUCCGUGCGUCCACGUUUCGUUCUCCCUAUUCCUAUUUUUUUAUCUCUAA